AUGAACCCGUAUCACCAUUACAUCCUGACAGGAAUAAUAGAAGAUUAAGAUGAUUUAUCCUCUGUUAAAUAGGAAGAAUGUUCAUAAUUCCAAUAUUAUGAGGAACAACCAUAAUACAUUACAUAUGAGAAUUCUAAUCUUUGCUAAAUUAUCUCAUCAAUACUAAACAUUAAUGAAGAAUAUGUCGAUUGGAUUGCUCGCAAUAAACCUACUGAAUUUGAAUCCAUGAUGGUUAAAGCAAAACGCAAAUUCUAUAGAGACAAAGCUAAAUUCCGCAUGCAAAUCUUAUAGCCUCAUCUCUACUCAUCUCAACAACCCCAAGAACCUAAAAAAGCUAAAAGAGGCAGAAAACCUAUCAAAUGCGCUGAGAAACAGUUUGUUGAAGACAAUAGCGAUCAUGAUAAAAAAACGAUUCAGAUGAUAAGAAAUAGGAUUUCUGCCCAGAAUUCUAGGGAUAGAAAAAAAGCCUACCUAAAAGAACUUGAAUAGAGCAGCGCAAUAACGAACAGAGGAAACCACUUAAUUCUCAAACAGAUUGAAGAACUACAAGCCUCGAAUGAGGAAAUCGAAAUAUAAAAUAACAAUAUUCUCAAGUGCAUCAAAGUCUUCAAAUAACAAUGUUUGGAGUCGGAUGAAUAAUUUGCCCAAGAAAUACUUAAAUAAUUAGAGUAAUUCGAGAGUGGCACUGAAUCAAGUGCAUCCAAAAAAGUUAAAUUAAAUUGAGUUAAUUGAUUUUAUAUCAUUAUUAUAUAUUCU
Paramecium tetraurelia is the source of this 756-nucleotide messenger RNA. RefSeq lists its product as uncharacterized. Gene Ontology annotation, molecular function: DNA-binding transcription factor activity, RNA polymerase II-specific. NCBI's taxonomy places the organism in Eukaryota, Ciliophora, Oligohymenophorea, Peniculida, Parameciidae. The record is from RefSeq and is a predicted model, not a curated record. Gene Ontology annotation, biological process: positive regulation of transcription by RNA polymerase II. The transcript is spliced from 3 exons.